Ictalurus furcatus (blue catfish) is the source of this 2745-nucleotide messenger RNA. RefSeq lists its product as uncharacterized. Lineage: Eukaryota; Metazoa; Chordata; Actinopteri; Siluriformes; Ictaluridae. Bases 126 to 2201 code for a protein of 691 amino acids. The transcript is spliced from 2 exons. The record is from RefSeq and is a predicted model, not a curated record.
AUUACAGAUGAUAAAUACACAGGGGCUUUCUGUUUGGUGACAUUGCUCCAUUUGGGUUGCAGAGCUGGCAGAGAUCCUCCACACCUUCACUGAAGACUAUCAGGACAUCAGGGAACAAGGAAGCCAUGGAUUCCCAAAUUGCAAAGAAAAAUCAAAGCCUCACCACAGCAGAGGAGAUGAGAAACCAGACCAAGCUUGUGAUGCAGCCGUACGCCAACUGGGAGGAGUAUCUGACUCCUGCUCCACUCUCCAUAGCCAUCCUGGGAGAGCUGGUCUUCAUCUCCUCCAAAGACGACUUCUCCAUUAACAAGAACACACCUAAAGAUGGCUACAAGUACAUCAAAUACCCAGAUUCAUUUCGUGCCUGCCUCAUGCAGGUGUGUAACUCUGGCUGGUGGGCUUUCAACGAGGCCCAUAAGAACAUGGAUCAGAUUAGACUCCACACCAUGGCAGUUCCAGAUUACAUGAAGACAGCUGUGAAGAUCCUGUUCCAAGGCAAUGAUGAGGUUGUACAAGCCCACCUCCCUGAUCAGCUGGAGAACAUUCGUGUCAUUGCAGAUGACUGUCUUGAGUUGGCCAAUUCAACAGAAACGCGGUUCACUGAUGUCAUCAAUAUUAUACAAGAACUGCUGGAAGCAUGUGUAAAUGCUCAGUACUUUUAUGGGGAGGAGCUGGAUGCUGUCAAGAAGAAACUGGAUGAGGCCAAGCUGAGGAAACAGUCAUCAGAAGAAGCUGCUAAACGCUCAAAGAAAGCAAUGAAAACCAUGGAAGAGCAACUUAAGGAAGCACAGAAAAAUUACACAGAAGCAAUGGAUUCACUACCCAGUGGAUGGGAAAUGAUGUGUAUGGAUCUUGUCGCAGGCUUGACUGAGAGCAUCACAGCUAUUGUUAAUGGAGCAACAGCCAUAAUUUCACAGCCAGUGACCCAAUUCUGUAAAGCUUCCACAACCAUUUCUAAUACAAAACAUUACAUUAAAAAUCAAGAAGUCAAAUCAAGUGCUGUUGAUGUUGUUGAUGUAAUUAAUAUUUAUAGCAAGUCUGCAGAAAUCCUGAUAUGCACAGUGAAUGUACAAAAGUUUGUGAAGGAGAACACGAUUAACUGGAAAGACUUGUAUGAUCAAAAGAAUAAAGCUACAGUAACAGCUUUCCAGGCAGAUCAGUUCAAAAGAAUCAAGGAGAGUUUAGAAAAAAGCCCAACAUGCCAAGCAAAAUUAGAUUCCCAAACAAUAUGUGAUGAGGGCAUUGCAAUCUGUGAAGAACUAGCAAAGUACGCACCAGAAGGGAAAUGUGAAGAUGCCAAAGCAAAUAAGUUGAUUGAAAGGAUCAGAAAACUAACUGAAUCAGCUCGCAGUUUCGACAGCAAAAGUAAAAACAUCACAAAGUCUCCUGCACUGACACCCACAUCUCCAAUGAUGUAUAAUGAAGAAAAUAAAUCUGAGGUGAGAGCUUCACAAAGAGCAUCAGAGAAUGCCAGGUUCCGCAUACAGCAGAGCCGUGCUCAACUGGACAAGACCAGAGAGACCUAUGAGAAGAGUGUAGAGAACAUGGAGAAGAACCAAAAGGAGCUGACUGAUAUCCUGAUCACCAUGAGGAACUGUAAGGUUAAAGAGAUAGACUUUAACACCACUAUAAAAAUGCUGGUCAAAGGUAUGGAUGCCAUGGGGAGAGUGAAGGAGCAGUGGGAGAAGAUGGUUCGCUUCUUUCAGAUGGUGUCCAACAUUGUGAAAACCAGCCUGACCAGAACCCUUAAAGAUUUUGUCUCCACGUCUGAAAAGACCCAAGCACUUUCUUACAACUCAAAGCUCUUCUCCAAAGAUCUGCUCUAUAAUCAAGCCUUUCAAGCCACUAACAUCGCCAGCCUUGUCAACAUGAUUGCUACAACCUACACCGAGGUGUCCACCAACCACCUAAUGGAUCGUGUCAGCUCUCUGGGGAAACUGAUGGCCAUGGACAAGGACAAGCGAGAGUUUCAUUCUGAGCGUAAGCACUUACAGAGCUCCUGUGAUAAGGCUCAGAAAGCCAUCUUACGCCUUGUGCUCAAGAACAAGGAUGAGUUUGAAAGGAAGAGUGCUGCAAGACUGAAGAAGAUUGACAAAGAGCUGCUUGCCAUUCUCCCUGCUGCUGCUCCAGAAGAGAUAAAGAGCAUUCAAGAAGCUGUUAAAAGUGGAUUCACAGCGGAAGAGGAAGCAAGUUACUACUGAGUGAAUUAACAAUAAAAUCCUAUAAAAUAAAAUAAAAUACUUAUCUACAAUUAUAUCCAAUGAGUUGCCUAAAGCAUAAAACACAUGCAUUAUACUUAUCACAGGAUUAUUAUAAGCUCCUGGUAAAAUGUGUUUUUGUAGGGAAUUAUUUUACUUAAACUUACAUUGCUAAUUUCUUAUAAUAUGCAUAAAGUCUCUACAUAAUAAUAAUUUUUUUUUUACAUAAUUCUUUUUUUUUUUGCAAUUAACGGGAAAAUAUUAUUCUAAAGGAUCGGCUUGUAUUGUAUCAUUCACUUUUAUUACAUUUAAUUAACUCACGUUUAAUCUUCCAUUCUAAUUGCACUCAUAUUACAAAUAUUAUAAACACGUGUAAUGUUCUUGUGUAUAAUUAAUGCUCUACCUUAGUGACAAAGCGGCAAAUUUAUUUCGCAUUUCACUUGAAAUAACUGUGAAGUAACUGUUGCAUUAUUUGCUAAUACACCUUAUAACAUAUUACAUUUUUCAUUAUCUUAACAGUAAAUUAAAAAGAAAGAUUUCUUACUUA